Plutella xylostella (diamondback moth) is the source of this 1263-nucleotide messenger RNA. The record is from RefSeq and is a predicted model, not a curated record. NCBI's taxonomy places the organism in Eukaryota, Metazoa, Arthropoda, Insecta, Lepidoptera, Plutellidae.
CAUGGCUUUUCAAAUAAUCCGGUACUCACUGUUUGUUCCCAACUUCACAUACAUACUAAGAUGCAGCCCCAUUUUCAAAAACAAAACAAUCCUUUCAGACAUAGACAACCUAAUACAAAAUUCACUCAGUAAAAUAUUAAACCUACCAUUCAGAGACCGCGACUGGCUCCAGGCCUCUCUACCCAUCCGUUUCGGCGGCAUCGGUGUCAGAAAGGUGUCGGACGUAGCCCUACCCGCCUUCUUGUCUUCAACCCACAGCACACUGGCCUUGUAUAAUAAAAUUAUUCACCCAUCCUUGGGUGUUUCUGAGGUCUCGUGCUGUGGUGAAGCCAAGGAGGCAUGGCAAUCGAUCUGCCCUGGUGAGGCACUGCCCGAAAACCCGCACUCGCAGCGUCUGUGGGACGAGCCCAAAUGCCUGUCUACAGGAAGGCACCUGCUCGAGACGAGCCCCAACAACACAGAGAGGGCAAGACUCCUGGCGACGGCAGAACGCGAGUCAGGCCUCUGGCUCCAUGCCCUGCCCUCGCCGAAUGUGGGAACCUUCCUCGACGACAGGUCUUUCCAGACGGCGAUCGGCCUUCGGCUUGGCAUGAAAAUUGUCCAGCCCCAUCACUGCCCGUGCGGAGCGGAGGUCAGCCAACUUGGCCACCAUGGCCUCUCGUGCAGACGCAGUGCCGGCCGCCUGUCCCGCCACGCCGCACUGAACGACAUCCUGCGCCGGGCCCUUGUGUCAGUCAACACCCCGGCGGUGCUGGAACCUGCCGGUGUCAUCCGCGACGACGGAAAGAGGCCCGACGGGAUGUCGCUCAUUCCCUGGGCACACGGGAGGCCGCUAGUGUGGGAUGCCACUUGCGUCGACACACUGGCGGCGUCACACGUCCCACACACAUCCAGGGCGGCGGGAGCGGCGGCUGGUACUGCUGAAAACCUGAAAGGGGAGAAAUACAGGUCGCUCGACAGCACAUACCUUUUUCUCCCGUUUGGCGUCGAAACGAUGGGGCCAUGGGGUCCGGAUGCCAAAAGUUUGGUUAAAGAGAUCUCUUCCCGGCUCGCAGACGUCUCAGGGGACAAACGAGCCGGGGCGUACCUCCGCCAGCGCCUGAGUCUGGCGAUCCAGCGGGGCAAUGUCGCCAGCGUGUUGGGAACCCUCCCACAGGGACCAGGCUUAGAAGGUCUCUUCUACAUAUAGUUUUAGUUAUGUACAUAGGUUUAGUUUGUAUAAUAUAUAGGUAGUUUAGUUUGUAAUUGUAAAUUAUAUGAAUU